Carassius carassius (crucian carp) is the source of this 1327-nucleotide messenger RNA. Its product is annotated as poly(rC)-binding protein 3-like. Gene Ontology annotation, molecular function: mRNA binding. The transcript is spliced from 13 exons. Gene Ontology annotation, cellular component: nucleus; cytoplasm. The record is from RefSeq and is a predicted model, not a curated record. The coding region runs from base 202 to 1254 and encodes 350 amino acids. NCBI's taxonomy places the organism in Eukaryota, Metazoa, Chordata, Actinopteri, Cypriniformes, Cyprinidae. Gene Ontology annotation, biological process: regulation of gene expression; regulation of RNA metabolic process.
CUGAGUUAACCAAGAGGAUAGAGGGAAACUCAUUUUCCGUUUGCCAGUUGUUUUGUUAUUAUUAAUCUUUUUGCAAACAUCGAAAGUGGUGGCCAUCUGUUUCCAGUAGCACCAAAGGUUACUGUGUGGUGACCACUGGCCCCUAUUCCUUAACUGCUCCUGUGAGUUCCUAACUAAUUCACCCAGUCCUAAAUCCUCACCAUGGAGCCCAACAAAGUGCAAUCUGAAGGAGGACUUAAUGUCACUCUGACUAUCAGACUCCUCAUGCAUGGCAAGGAGGUUGGAAGCAUUAUAGGCAAGAAAGGAGAAACUGUGAAGAAGAUGCGUGAAGAUAGUAAUGCACGCAUAAAUAUUUCAGAGGGGAAUUGCCCAGAGAGGAUAGUUACCAUAACAGGACCCACAGAUGCCAUAUUCAAGGCCUUUGCCAUGAUCGCAUACAAGUUUGAAGAAGAUAUUGUUAACUCUAUGAGCAAUAGCCAGGCUACUAGUAAGCCUCCAGUGACUUUGCGUUUGGUGGUGCCGGCCAGUCAGUGUGGCUCUCUAAUUGGGAAAGGAGGCUCCAAGAUCAAGGAGAUGAGGGAGACUACAGGGGCUCAAGUGCAAGUGGCUGGAGACAUGUUGCCCAAUUCUACUGAGCGGGCGGUCACUAUCUCAGGUGCUCCAGAGGCUAUUGUCCAGUGUGUGAAGCAGAUCUGUGUGGUCAUGCUGGAGUCCCCACCCAAAGGUGCCACAAUUCCAUAUAGGGCGAAACCUGCCACUGCACAAGUCAUUUUCUCUGGGGGCCAGGUGAGAGCAGAUACUCUGGCAGCACCAGCCACAGCCGGCCUCAGCUUGUUACUGCAGCAUCAGCCUCUGCCUGCCUACACCAUUCAGGGACAAUAUGCCAUCCCACACCCAGACUUGACAAAGCUCCAUCAGCUGGUUAUGCAGCAAACCCCCUUUACCUCCCUCGGACAGACCACCCCCGCUUUUCCUGGUCUGGAUGCCAGUUCACAGGCCAGUACUCAUGAACUCACCAUUCCAAAUGAUCUAAUAGGCUGCAUUAUCGGACGUCAGGGCACAAAAAUUAAUGAAAUCCGUCAAAUGUCUGGGGCUCAGAUCAAAAUUGCUAAUGCCAUGGAGGGGUCAUCAGACCGUCAGAUCACCAUUACUGGAACACCUGCCAACAUCACCCUGGCACAGUACCUCAUAAAUGCCAGGUUCAGAGAUGUGGCAGCCAUGUGGACUGACCCUUCAACCAUGACAACCUCCUGAAAUCAUAUUAUGCUCUCUUUAUCUAAGGCGUUCUGGUCUUUAUUUUUGGGGCCUUAUCAGUGUUCCUUAAAAC